This is a messenger RNA of Sclerotinia sclerotiorum 1980 UF-70, 1101 nucleotides long. RefSeq lists its product as hypothetical. The transcript has 2 exons. Gene Ontology annotation, molecular function: oxidoreductase activity, acting on the CH-OH group of donors, NAD or NADP as acceptor. The record is from RefSeq and is a predicted model, not a curated record. NCBI's taxonomy places the organism in Eukaryota, Fungi, Ascomycota, Leotiomycetes, Helotiales, Sclerotiniaceae. The coding region runs from base 1 to 1101 and encodes 366 amino acids.
AUGGCAAUUCCAUCUUCCAACAAUAGCACCGUCCUCAUAACCGGUAUAAAUGGUUAUAUUGCCAGUGUCCUUGGUAUGCAACUGCUAGAAGCAGGGUACUCUAUUCGCGGUACCACACGUCGUCUUUCUAGUGUCGAUCCGCUUCUCGAAGGUCCUUAUGCACCUUAUAUAGAUCGAGUGAACAUAUAUGAGGUACCUGAUAUGACAGUUUCUGGAGCUUUUGAUGAAGCUGCUAAAGGUGUCCAUGGAAUAUUUCACACCGCAUCUCCAAUCGACAUGAGUCUGACAACCUACGCCCAAAUGGUCACACCUGCCGUAGAUGGCACCAAAACGCUUCUAAUCUCCGCCCAAAAAGCUGGUCCGCAACUCAAAGCAGUAGUAGUAACAUCUUCCGUCAUCGCCGUCAUUAACCCUCGCACCGACUCCCACGUCUUCACCGAAGCGGAUUUUGCAUCCGAAUACCUUGCGCAAGCACAACUCGAUCUAAAAGAAGGGCGUCAAACCCACCCAGGAGUCCUCUACGGAGCCUCCAAAACAGCCGCCGAUCAAGCUGUCUGGAAAUUCCUCAAAGAAGAAAAACCAGCAUUCUCCAUCUCGACCAUCAACCCCGCUGUAGUAAUCGGCCCUCCAGUUUACCUCCCCAAAACAGGCGACAAAUUAAACGAAACACUCAAACCAAUCUGGAGCAUGCUCUCAGGAAACACCAAAACCAUCCCUGACAAUAUCGGAAACGGAAGUUGGGUUGAUGUCCGUGAUGUGGCCUAUAUGCACAUCUGGGCUUUUGAGCAUCCGGAAAAAUCAAACGGAGAACGUUACAUUGGAUGUGCCGGAAUCGGUCCCUGGCAGGCACAUGCCGAUAUUGCAAGGGUCUAUUUCAAGGAGAAGGGCGAAGAGCAAAUUGUGAAAAAUAUACCCCUUGGAAACCCAGGAGAGGGAUACGUGGGAUACAAUAAGGAAACGGGAGUAGUGGAAAAAGUGGAAUUGGCACCUGACGCAUUGAGAGUGAGUGGUGAGAAAGCGCCGAGAGAGAUGGGCUUUACGUAUAAGAGUGUGACAGAGAGUUCGAUUGACACGGCGGAGGCUAUUAGACCUUUACUCUGA